AUGACUGAAGCUGAGCCCGGUCCCAGCUCUGUGCUGAGCGAGUACUACUAUGACCCCCACAUGCUCACCUGGUAUGAGCCAAAGCUUACGGAUGCUGAGCCCAAGGCACGAGAGAUUGUCAAAAUGUAUAGCAAUAUCCCGCCUAAUGAGGUCGUACAAUACGUCAACAGCCUAUUUCGUGAUCCGUGCACUCGAUUUCAUGGAUAUAAGCAUCCCCCAACAACCGAUCUAUCCAAAGAUCCCCGAGCGUCUCAAAGCUCGUUAGAAGCUAUUGGACGCUGGAUGCGCCCUGGGCCAAGAGCUGCGUACGUUGGUAUGCUCUCUAUCAGAGGCGCCAUUAAUCCAUCGACACUAGCAUCUCAUAUAGGUCUUCGACGGCUGCCCUCCGAGAAUCUCAACGCCACCAAUCUCCGCCGCGACUUCUUCUCAUUUAGCUUCAACCGCUUCAAAGACCGCGCCAGAUUCAGAAAAUUAAUUAAUCGAGCCAGAAAUCUUCGACCCCACCUCGCAGCUAGCCCAACAACUCACCGGUAG
This is a messenger RNA of Penicillium brasilianum, 534 nucleotides long. Lineage: Eukaryota; Fungi; Ascomycota; Eurotiomycetes; Eurotiales; Aspergillaceae. The record is from the annotation of a GenBank genome assembly.